AUGCGUGUGGCUGAACUCUUUGAUGUCAAGGACAAAGUAAUAGUUGUGACGGGGGGCGGCCGCGGCAUCGGCAAGAUGAUCGCGGAUGGAUUUGUGCAGAAUGGCGCGAAAGUGUACAUUGCGUCACGUAAUCUUGAGGUCUGUCAAGCCACUGCAAAGGAGCUUAAUAAUAAAGGUCCAGGUCAUUGCAUCGCCCUUAAAGUAGAUCUAAUGAGCGAAGACGAGUGUAAGGCGUUUGCUGACGAAAUCCUUAAAAGGGAGUCACGACUUGAUGUGCUCAUUAAUAACUCGGGUGACGGAGCUGACACUCCUGUCGAGAAUACCCCAGCAAAAGUUUGGGAAGAAACGUUUGCUCUAAAUGUGACGUCGGCGUACCUCCUUACGCGACUUUUAUUACCUCUUCUCGAUGCUGCUGCUAUCAAGUCUGAUGCUGCUCGUGUAAUUAAUGUUGGAUCGAUUGGAGGACUUGUACCGCAAAAAAUCAACACGAUGGUGUACGAUUCGUCCAAAGCGGCGCUACAUCAUCUAACUCGCGUACUUGCUGCAAAGCUCGCUCGUCGUCCCAAUGGCGGUCAUAUACUUGUCAAUGCCGUUGCACUUGGAUAUGUUCCAUCGCGAUUGUCAGAGGGGGUUGCAUACGUGACAGGAAACACCCUCGAAGGAUUAAGCGAGUCGAUUCCUAUUGAACGAAUGGGGACUGCCCCGGACAUGGCUGGGUUGGCAAUAUUUUUAGCCUCAAAAGCUUCUGGCUGGAUCACUGGUCAGAUUAUCACGAGUGAUGGUGGAAUGGUCGGCGCUGCAGAGAUUGGCGUGGGUAAAUCAAAGCUUUGA
Messenger RNA from Plasmopara halstedii, 831 nucleotides. Its product is annotated as short chain dehydrogenase reductase family protein. The record is from RefSeq and is a predicted model, not a curated record. Bases 1 to 831 code for a protein of 276 amino acids. Lineage: Eukaryota; Oomycota; Peronosporomycetes; Peronosporales; Peronosporaceae. The transcript has 3 exons.